AUGGCGCCGUGCGUGUGGGCACGGGGGUGGCUGCAUGGGCUGAGGGGAGCGGGGAUGUCUGUGGGGACAGAGACCCUGAGGGGCGAAUCUCCGCGCUGGGGGUCACUGGGCUUCCUGCGAGGAGCACUGGCGGUGGGUGGGGUGUCCUCGGGCAGCAGUGUGGACGUGCAGGUUACGGAGGCGUCGAAGCAGCAGGCGCAGCUGAUGGAGGUGCUGAAGAAGGAGGUGAGGGCCAUGCUGAUCGCUGCCAAGGCGGGCUUGACGCCGGAGCAGCUGGAGGAGCAGUACAUGGCCAUGGUCUGCAAACCUCUCCCUCUGCGCGACCUGGGCUUCCAGUCCACCCUGGAGCUGGUGACACAAAUGCCUGAAGUUGUCCAGAUCUGUUCUUCUAAGAAUGGUGCUUUAAUCCUCAAAGCCAUUGCAGAUGACUCCACCAAAGGGAUUGCCAGGCUGGUUGCCAACCAGAAAGUAAAGACACGCAAGACAUCAAAGAAAACCGCCACAAAGGCAAAUUCUACUUUUCCCACUAAGUACUCUAAAAAUCCACAGAGUUUCCAUACCCUGAGUGCUGGGACUCCUGUCCUGCCAGCAAUGGUGAAGGCUGAGCUGCAGGACCUGCUGAGCUCCUCACCACUCCUGCUGGCAGACUUUGACAAGGCUUUCCUCCGACGCUUUGGCCGGGCGUUCCAGUACAGGCAGUACGGAUUUCUGUCCGUGUCUGAAGUCCUGAGGAGCAUGUCUGAUUCCAUUGCUGUUGAGCAAACAAAGGCAGGUUCCUUGCUGGUCCUGAGGAAGUACUUGGCAAGCAAGAUAGAGCAGCAAGUGGUGCCUCAAAGUGAGGCUGAGGAAGAGGAGAUGCCUCAGACAUCUGCAGCUGAGGUGCCUUCUUUGGAGCCCACCUGUGAGACAAAGAGCUGCUACCAGGCAGCAGCUCUGAUGGAUUCAGAGCCAGUGCAAACACCAGCAGUAGAUUUGGGUGAUCACCUCAAACAGCAUCAAGGUCUUGAGCAGUUUCCAGCGACCCCAGAAAUCCCUCCAGAUGCUGUUCAGGACAGAAGCCUGUGCAGUUUGCCUCCUCUGAAGAGCAGGUGCUUGGUGGGAGUCAUUGUGGAGUUCGUCGUCUCCCCCAGCCAGUUCUACAUCCACGUCUGCAGCACAGAAGCAUCCUAUAAACUGCAGGAUCUGAUGUUUGAGAUGAGACAUGUUUACUCACACAAAGUUGCUUCUGAUAAAUACAUCAUGCCUGAGUCUGCAGUGAGGCCUGGGCAGCUGUGCUGUGUCAUGGUCUCCAAGUGGUGGUACCGUGUCAUCAUCCACCGUGUGAUCAAUGACCAGGAGGUGGAGGUGUUCUAUGCAGACUAUGGACACCUCCAGAUUGUCCAGAAGUCUUGGCUGAGAUUCCUCAAGUGGCACUACUUGAAGCUCCCUGCUCAGGCCAUCCCUUGUUCCUUGGCAUGGGUAAAACCUGUGGAGGGUACAUGGUCCAGUGCAGCAAUUCUCCUGUUCAAACACCUCUGUCGCUUCAAGGAGCUCGUGGGCGUGGUGGAUGAAUACGUGGAUGGUGUUCUGUACCUCUUCCUGUGUGACACAUCCACCAAGGAGGAUGUCUACUUCCACUCUGUCCUCAGGGAUAUGGGAUAUGCUGAUGUCUGUGGGGAGAACAUCCCUUCCCAGGAGUUUGAGGAACUGAAUCCUUCAGCCUUGUAUGUUCAGCCCAGUGGAAAGCAGGGGAAUGCUGAGGUGGUGGAGCCAGACCUUCGCUUGCAGCAGCAAUCUCGAGAUGCAGACAGUGAAACAGAAACCUUGAAGCUGAAUGGGGCUGAGCUGUGACCAGAUGAAGCAAACAUGAAGACCAACACCUUCCCAGGAGCCUCAUGGUUGGCCUCUGCCAU
Molecule: messenger RNA, 1892 nt
Organism: Melozone crissalis (California towhee)
Lineage: Eukaryota; Metazoa; Chordata; Aves; Passeriformes; Passerellidae
Gene: TDRD5
Product: tudor domain containing 5
Exons: 10
Coding region: 1-1830 (609 amino acids)
Biological process (GO): spermatogenesis
Source: RefSeq, a predicted model, not a curated record